Molecule: messenger RNA, 1067 nt
Organism: Lobosporangium transversale
Lineage: Eukaryota; Fungi; Mortierellomycota; Mortierellomycetes; Mortierellales; Mortierellaceae
Exons: 2
Coding region: 192-1016 (274 amino acids)
Molecular function (GO): metal ion binding
Source: RefSeq, a predicted model, not a curated record
CUUGUAAGUGUUAUUGCGAAUUUCUUUUUCUUUUUUCUUCAAGAAUUGCCAUCUACUUCCUAUCAUCUUUAUACAGAUCCCCUUACGUUUGUUUAUUGUCUCUAUGAUAUACAAAAAAAAAGGAAAAUGUAAAUCUCCAGGACAUAGUAGCCGAAUUGUUUGCUCAAUAUGAGCAGGGAGGACUCUUUUGGAUGGAAGCCCCUAUUUAUCCCCAUCAUACAUCUUCAUUAGGUUAUCAGUAUCAACCGGUUGCUUCCCGUGCUAUUCCAAUAAUCAAUCCUAAGGACAGAUCGGAGUCAUUGGGUGAGGCAAAUGUCGAGGAUGACGUGGAGGCCGAUGAUAUAGAAAGUAAUAGUCAGAGGGAUCCUGAGACGUGGGCUCGAAUUGACGAUGAUGACGAUACUACGGCACAAUCAAUCGCUACCCCGUAUGAUGACAAUGGAAAUGCUCUGCCGCGGGACACACUGGAUCCAUUUGAUGAUGAUGAAUUCAACCCAUUUGCGCCACCUAGUGCUUCGGAUUUGGCAGUCCUCAACGGUUCUCAAAAUAUGUCCUAUGGAAGCCAUUAUUCUUUAACGGACGGGCAGAUCCAAUAUCCCCCUCCAAUAUUUUACUCAACAGACGAGGACGCUGAAGCGGAUGAAAAUUAUGCUUUCCAACAGACAGCCAAUAUGGAUCAGGACAUGACACCUCUAGAAAUGCUGGUCAUCAUUCUUCGAGAUAUGGAUCCGGUCAAAAUUGAAAAAGCGUUUGAAAAGUGUGGUUACGAUUUUGAAAGGACUUUAGACUUUUUAAUUGCUUCGAGCCAUUCAAAUCAACAGAAUGUGUUGCCAAUACCGCCAGGAGUCGUUCGGUCGACUCAAACAUGUCGACAUUUCUUGCAGGGUAACUGUUUCCGUAAGGAUUGCUGGUACAGUCAUGACCUAGAUACGAUGGUCUCAAACCUUGCGGAUUUAAAAAAGGCUCAAAGGGCAAUGUUUGAAAGGAGAUACAUGCGAGUUCAACCAUUUUAUUGACACAAGUCGAGUAGCAAAGGUAGCUUCGCCGCCUCCAGUAAAACAAGAAUU